ACUUGAGCAGUGCAAGUACUUUUCAAUUUUUCAUUGCCAAUUUUUAUUUUAUUUAUCGCGGCAAAUUAUAAUUAUUAAAUAAUAAUAUAUAUAUAUAUAUCACAAAUACAACUUGUUGUAUAUACUUACAUAUACAUAUCCAUUCAUAUAUUUAUACUUACAUAUAUAUAAAUAAAUAAUAUUUAUAAAUAGAUAUAUUUAUAAAUAUAAUAAUAAUCAUAAAAUGGCAGCAGUAAGCGAAGUAAAAUCUACGAGAAUAAUUCAGUCUUACGUGUCAUCAAAUCAUUAUUACGGUUACGUACCACCGAUAAAUGAAACGAUAAUAAAACAAAACAAUUAUCAACAAAUUGAUAAGCAGUAUUCAUAUAAUAGCCAAAGUCAAGUUUAUUUGAAUAAAACUGAUAAAUCAGCGUAUUUUAAUCAACAACAACAACAACAACAACAAAACAAUGGCAAUAAUACUUUAGCCAUGGAAACAGAUGAUGUUGAUAAUUUAAAUGGAGAUAAUUUACACUGCCAGAAUAACCAUUACGUUAUUCCAGAGAUGGUGAAGCGUCUUGACGGUCUUGACAACAACUUGAUCAACACCAGAAGUUACUGCGGUGGAGAUCCGGGUAGCCGCGGGACGGGAGAUAGCGUUGGUCUUAUCUACCGGGUGACCCACAGCGACGCCGACGCCGACGCCGACGCCGAUCAUCAUCAUCAUAAUAACAACAACAACAACAACUAUUAUUAUUAUUAUAAUAAUCGUAAUACGGUGACCGGAUCAACGGACAUUCAACGGAGGAACCGUAAGCGCAAUAAUUAUGAGCAUGAUGGAGCUGAAGCUGAUGGAUUUCAAAAUCAUGGAAAGAAGAAAUUUCGUCCAGACGGUGGUAACAAACGCGUUUGCCGUGAGACAAGGAUUUGUACCAGAGAUAGUGGACCAUCCGCGAUGCACAAUGAGCCGGCAACAUGUUUAGUUACCAGCAGUGUUCGUAGUUUCCCGAUACAGUCCCAGGUCAACCAAGUUAAUAAGGUUAACGACGUUAACGACGUUAACGACGUUAACCACCACUGCAAUGACAGUUAUAAUCCCAAUUGGGUACAACCACCAGGUAAUUCCAGUGAGCCUUAUCCCAUACAAUGUGAGACACGUGUUAUUUGUGAUAGCACACGAAUUAACAAAGAAAACUUGGUUACGAGAGUUGAUAAUUUAGUUGAUUAUGAGAUGAUGUUGAUGGAGACGCAUGGCUGCUCGGCUUAUCAUCUUCAUCGCCAUCAGCUAUUAGAUAUUGAUACUUUUGAUACAGAGUUUUAAUUGUCUCUCAUCUGUUCAUUCUAUAUAUAUAUAUAUAUAUAUAUAUAUAUAUAAAUCUAUAUUUAUAUAUGACUUAUUUAUAUACUUAAAAAUUAUUAAUUGUUAAGCCCAUUAAGCGAUGGAUUAAAUCUAAAGCUUGUGUGAA
Microplitis mediator is the source of this 1445-nucleotide messenger RNA. Its product is annotated as GATA zinc finger domain-containing protein 14-like. Bases 224 to 1300 code for a protein of 358 amino acids. NCBI's taxonomy places the organism in Eukaryota, Metazoa, Arthropoda, Insecta, Hymenoptera, Braconidae. The record is from RefSeq and is a predicted model, not a curated record. The transcript is spliced from 2 exons.